This is a messenger RNA of Schistocerca nitens (vagrant locust), 660 nucleotides long. Its product is annotated as alanine and glycine-rich protein-like. Lineage: Eukaryota; Metazoa; Arthropoda; Insecta; Orthoptera; Acrididae. The transcript is spliced from 5 exons. The record is from RefSeq and is a predicted model, not a curated record. The coding region runs from base 1 to 660 and encodes 219 amino acids.
AUGACGCCUCCGAUAGACGACGAGGUGCUGGUGGUGGUGGUUGCGGGCGUUGUGUCUUUGAAGGGUGUCUCGUCGUGCGGCGCCGCAGUCACGGCGCCGUCAGCGGCCGAGUUCGCAGGCGCUUUGGACUGCAGCACGGGCGCGUCAUCAGUGCACACCGGCCGCACCGCUUCUACGCGAGGCACGGCGAAGCGCCGUGGACCUGCCGCCGCCGCCGCCGCCGCUGCGUCAUCGGACUUCAUCGCGGCUGUGCCGGCGACGCUGAUGAGCUGCCCCAGAGGUCAGCGGAACACGCGACGCCCGGCGCCAACAUCGACCGCGGCCGGCGCCGAACUCCCGCUGGCCCGUCCCCGGUCCCAAGCGAGAAUUGGCAGAGCAGCGGCAGCAGGAAAUGCCUGGGAUUUACGCAAAGUGACGCGGCCCAGGAGCCGGAGCCCUUGGCGUAUAACGAGGGCGACUCGCCCGGGGGCUGGGGAGGCACGGCCGGCUGAGCUACGGCUGGUGAAACAACGGCGUAACGACGCGCGCUCCGCGCCGCGCCGCGCAGGUAACCGGGGGCCGCGAGGCGGGGGUGGCGGCGGCCGCGUGAAUAACGCGGGGGCGUUGUGGGUUGGUGGUGGUGGUGGUGGUGGUGGUGGUGAUGAUGAUGGUGGCCUUUAG